GAGAGUAAAGAUCCUAAGCAGUUUUAUAUCUCUCUAAACACAGUAGAUAUAUACACACACAUAUAUAGAGAGAGAGAGAGAUUUCUUACAGUUAACUAAGAGAACAACACUAUGGCUCUCACUGGUCAUCAAUUGGCUUUUGCUUUUGGUGUUCUUGGAAACAUCAUCUCAUUCAUCGUCUUCCUUUCUCCACUGCCAACAUUCUACCAGAUGUACAAGAAGAAAUCAACGGAAGGAUAUCAAUCAAUCCCCUAUGUGGUUGCACUGUUCAGUGCCAUGCUUUGGAUAUACUAUGCAUUCGUGAAGGCCAACGACUCCACUCUUCUCAUUACUAUCAACUCCUUUGGUAUCUUUAUUGAGACCAUUUACGUUGUCUUUUUCCUCUGCUACUCAACCAAGAAAACCAGGAUCCAAACUAUGAAGUUUCUUGGUCUGUUCGUGGCGGGGGGCUUCGGUGCAAUUCUUCUUGUCACUCAGUUUCUGUUCAAAAGUCCGAUGCGACUCCACGUGGUUGGAUGGAUCGCCCUCGUGUUCUCCGUGUGUGUGUUUGUUGCGCCAUUGUUUAUAGUGAGACAAGUGAUCCGCACCAAGAGCGUGGAAUGCAUGCCAGUACUCCUCUCGGUCUUCCUCACCGUAAAUGCUGUUAUGUGGUUCUUCUACGGAUUGUUCUUAAAAGACAUGAACAUUGCUCUUCCAAAUGUUCUGGGCUUCAUCUUCGGGAUCCUCCAGAUCGGUCUCUACAUGAAGUACAAAGACGCGAAGAAAGACGUAGUGAAGGAGCAAAAGCUUCCAGAAGUGACAACACUGCCAAAGCCAGUCAUAAUCUUGGAAGACAAUAACGACACUAACGACAACAACAACAACAAGCGCAGCAGCAAGCUUCCUGAACUCACCGAGGAACAAAUCAUCGACAUCGUCAAACUCGGAACCCUCGUGUGCUCCGAGAAAAUCCAGAAGAGCGCCGCCGCCGCUUCACCGUUCGACAAGAAUGCCGCCACUGCUCCUAAGCUUCAGGCUGUGGGAGCUUAAUUCAAUACAAGAUUAUCCAUUGAUACAGCAUAUGCAUGCGCGAUAUAUAUAUAUAUAUAUAUAUAUAUAUAUGUAUGUGGUGAAUUUUGCUUUGGGUGGUUUAAUUUAGUUUUUGCUAUGGCAUUAUGUAACACGUCCCUCUCUUUACUUUACUUUGUAAACGUACGCUAAUUGGAAUUUGGUAUAAUUAAUGUUUAAUGCAUGAAGGUUAAUCUAUGUGACAUUUCUGUUCAGAUCGUA
Molecule: messenger RNA, 1269 nt
Organism: Ipomoea triloba (trilobed morning glory)
Lineage: Eukaryota; Viridiplantae; Streptophyta; Magnoliopsida; Solanales; Convolvulaceae
Product: bidirectional sugar transporter N3-like
Exons: 6
Coding region: 112-1029 (305 amino acids)
Biological process (GO): carbohydrate transport
Cellular component (GO): membrane
Molecular function (GO): sugar transmembrane transporter activity
Source: RefSeq, a predicted model, not a curated record